Scatophagus argus is the source of this 627-nucleotide messenger RNA. Its product is annotated as C-C motif chemokine 4-like. Gene Ontology annotation, biological process: immune response; positive regulation of ERK1 and ERK2 cascade; G protein-coupled receptor signaling pathway. Lineage: Eukaryota; Metazoa; Chordata; Actinopteri; Scatophagidae. Gene Ontology annotation, molecular function: chemokine activity; CCR chemokine receptor binding. The transcript has 3 exons. Gene Ontology annotation, cellular component: extracellular region. The coding region runs from base 112 to 480 and encodes 122 amino acids. The record is from RefSeq and is a predicted model, not a curated record.
GACAGUAGGUGAGGGGGCGAAUUUCUUCGUCUCCUUAUGGUGGAAUUAAUAGAAAGCUGAUUUAAUUUUAGACAGUGGAAAAGAUUACGUAAUCCAGUGGACAGGGUUUAUAUGGGAUGGAGCAGUGCCAAGAAUCAAUCACAACAGAGACAGAAGAAAAACAUCAUCAUCACCAAAUUUACAGAUAGCAUCAUGAAGACUCUGUGGCUGCUGCUGCUCAUCGCCUGCUGCUGCAACGCCAUGCCUUAUGGUCUGCAGCUCAGCACAUCACCUGGAAACUGCUGCUUCAACUUUUUCACACGUGAUUUACCGAUAAAGCGAGUAUCUGGCAUAAUUAAGACCCACAGCUCCUGUCAGAAUAAGGCAUUCAUAGUCCAAACUAUCAGAGGAAAACAGAUCUGCUACAGUCAGACCUUCCCGUGGGCUCUGGAUGUGUACAAUCGUCUCUACAACACUGUUAGCAGUGGUCUGCAGCCCUGAAUAUAUUUUACUGUGUAAACAUGUUGUAAAUAAAAGCCUGGUUUUGCAGAGCAAAAGAUACAAAUAAUUGUUUUUAUAUUUUGAUGCAAUAAUAAUCACAGUAAUAAUAAUAAAGUAAUUGAUGAAAUGAGAAAAUGUUCUGGUUAU